This is a messenger RNA of Ipomoea nil (Japanese morning glory), 1677 nucleotides long. RefSeq lists its product as uncharacterized. Lineage: Eukaryota; Viridiplantae; Streptophyta; Magnoliopsida; Solanales; Convolvulaceae. The record is from RefSeq and is a predicted model, not a curated record. Bases 1 to 1677 code for a protein of 558 amino acids. The transcript has 8 exons.
AUGAGGAAAAUCACUAAAUCAACAAUUAUAGGCAUCAAAAGGAAACCAAGUGAUGAAAAUAAAGAAAAUGAAUUGGGCAACUCAUCAUCAAGGAAUAAUUCUGCUCAAGGAAAACAACAGCCUCCGGCAAGAAAUCCUUCCCGCAUUCCUCUAGGAGGGUGUUUGUCGCAAAACAUCACACCCUUGAGUAACAUGACUAACGCAAAUAAUUUUUGCAAAUCAUCAUUAAUGACUAAUGCUGGUCAAGGGAAAGAGCAACAUACGCCAAAUAAUCGAACCCAAAAUCCGUUGGGAUGUGGUUUGUCCCCAGAUAUCACACCAUUCAGUAACAUCAGUAAUGCAAAUCAUUUCGGUUGCUCAUCUUUUACGAAUAAUGCUGCUCAAGAUCAAGACCAACGGACGACAGCUACUCCUUACACUAAUCCCCAGCGAGGAUGUUUGUCUGAAAAUAUCACACCAUUGAGUAACAUCACUACCGUACGGCAGUGCAAUACACAAAUAGGUCCAAGCAAUUGCCAGAAAUUUUUUAUUGUAGAUAAACAAAAUCCGGGUUCGACGAUAACACAAGAUGAAUUGGCAAUUCGUAAACCAUUAGAUAAAUAUGCAAUUGUCGAAGACCAUGUAACAACCAGAGACUUGCUACCUGCCUUUGAAGAUGAAAGUAACAAUACAAUGAGCGAUGUCCCAAAUCAGAACAUAGAUGAUGCAAAUAUAUCGGGUAACGCUGUUAGGCAGACCUCGGAAAUUGGGACAUCCUCUGGUCCACAACAUGGUCAAUACUGCGAUUUUGGUGAUGCAACGAAUCAGUGCGUCCAUUGUGGGGCUCUGUUUUGGUUUGAAGAAAGGAAGAAGAAUUUGUCAACAAAAGCAUCGCAACUGUUUAUGUUGUGUUGCAACAAUGGGAAGAUCAAAUUGCCGGAUAAUAAGUUGCCACCAAAAGGUAUAUUUGAUCUCUUUUUCGGCAAUGACGAAAUAUCAAAAGAGUUUUUACACAACAUUAGGACCUACAACAACAUGUUCUACUUCACAUCCAUGGGUGGAAAAGUUGACAAGAACGUGAACAAGGGGGGAGCACCUCCAAUUUUUCGAUUAAGUGGUCAAAACUACCACCUAAUGGGCACUUUACUUCCAGAACAAGGCAAAGAACCUCAUUUUGCCCAGUUAUACAUAUACGACACGGCAAAUGAAAGGAACAACCGUAUAAAUGCUGUGAGGGGUAGUGGUGACCAAGAUGACAUUCAUGUAGAAAUAGUGAAUGUCAUUCAGAAAGACCUGGAUGAAAAUAAUGUCUUGGUUAAGUCUUUUCGCAUGGCUAUGUCUGAGUUGGAUAUUAAUCCAUGCGCCGAAGUAAAAAUAAAGUUGUUGGGAAAACGAACUAGAGAUGCGAGGACAUAUAAUCUGCCUCAAGUUUCUGAAGUAGCAGCUUUAAUUGUUGGAGAUCUGGAUACAAGUAUUGGAGAGCGUGAUAUUAUUGUUCAAUCGAAGGGUGGCCACCUACAGAGGAUUACUGAAUUAAAUCCUUCAUACUUACCACUGCAAUACCCUAUUUUGUUUCCAUAUGGCGAAGAUGGUUAUCGGGAGGACAUUGCAUUCGCCGACGUAGUAGGCAGGCGCUCUUCUGGUGGUAGACAGAGGAUUAGCCCCAGGGAGUUUUUUUUGCUACCGCAUACAAUCUAG